Molecule: messenger RNA, 3780 nt
Organism: Diaporthe amygdali
Lineage: Eukaryota; Fungi; Ascomycota; Sordariomycetes; Diaporthales; Diaporthaceae
Exons: 1
Coding region: 1-3780 (1259 amino acids)
Cellular component (GO): nucleus
Molecular function (GO): methyltransferase activity
Source: RefSeq, a predicted model, not a curated record
AUGUCAGAUCCUGGACCAGAUAUGACUGGAUCUGAAGAGGUUGAGAUACCAAACGGCUCCGAGGAGCAGCCAAUUCUGGUCGAUGAGGAUCAAGACAUCCCUCAGUCUGCAAUCGGUCGGAAGGUGGAGGAGAUUGUCCGUCAGGUCCAGAGGGGAAACGCCAGGUUUAACCCAAUUGAUCUGGAUGGCGAGGAUGAAAACCUAUCUGAAGAUCCGUGGCGUGUCGACGAAGACAAUUAUGACAACGACAACGCUAAGAUCGAGCGCGAGGAGUUGGCAACUGAAGUCGAAGAUACCCAAGAUGGCCCUUGUGUGCAUUGGAAAAAGGGUAUUCGAAAUCCAUGCCCGUGCGGUACUCACCACAAGGUGCCAAAUGCGACGGUCGAUGGCAUCGAGCUCAACAAGUCCCAGUUGGUCGAGUUGAAGGAGUCUAUACGUGUCGGCCGCUACGAAGCUGAAUUCGUUGAGAUCCAUGAGAUAUGGACUCCCCUCAAGAGUGAGCAGCCUUUCAUUCGUGGUCGGGCUUAUUCCAGGACAAGAAACCUAGAGGGCCGGAUCGAGCCUCGGAAGAACGAAGUCUGCGAGCUCUAUGAGAUUGACACGAAUGAUUACCGCACCGCCAAUCCCAUCACAUACCUUGAGCAAGCGCUAGUUGAAAUCCCUUUUGACAAUAUCAAGACCAUCAGGACUCUGCACAAGACGAACAAAGCUUUUCCAGAGUGUCGAUUCGAUUCAGUCCGGUACAAGACCAAACAAGAGCGAGAGGACGAGGCACCAUUGGCUUGUCGUUGGCAGAUGGUGCUGACAUACCCGGAUCCUAGAUAUCGUCGCCAACAACGACCAAUUGAUGGAGAGGAGAUCAGGCACUACAGCUACAGCGACAUACCCAAGGAUCGACAUCGCGUACCAGACAGUGAACGCCGCAAGGCCCAAGGAAAGAUCCGAGGCGGUUCAUUCAUUCCCAAUGGCGCGCUCGAGCCCGACCCGGAAUCCUCUGAAGUUCACCUCGCCCCAGGACAAAAGUACACCGUUGUCGACGUCUUUUCCGGUGCCGGGGGCUACUCGACGGGAGCCAAGAUGGCUGGACUCAAGAUCUUGGCAGCCUGCGAUCACUGGCCGCGGUGCUGUGAGACGUACCGCGAAAACUUCCCGGACGCUGAGCUGCACCAAGAAGACGUCUACAAGUACAUCGAAAAGCUGAAUACGGACCUGACCCGCGACCACUCGAACGUCGAUAUACUUCACUUCUCGCCUCCAUGUCAGACGUGGUCUCCAGCGCACACAUGUGAGGGCAAGAAAGACGAGGAAAAUAGGGCCACACUAUUCGCUUGUGAGAAGAUCAUCACGAUAUUCCACCCUCGCAUCUUCACGGUGGAGCAGACCUUUGGUCUGGCUCAGGAACGGUGGAUCCCCAAUUUCAACGCCCUCAUACAGGGCUUUACUCGCCACGGCUAUUCAGUCAAGUGGAAGGUAAUCCACCUAGUCGAGUUCGGGCUCCCGCAGACCCGGAAGAGAUUGGUCAUGAUCGGCGCCGCGCCCGGAGAGCAGCUCCCGGCCUGGCCGAAGCCAACCCACAGCAAGGACCCCAAGGACGGCCAGAAGCCGCUCGUGUCAGCCUUCAAGGCCUGCAGCGGCCUCGUCGAGGGCGAGAACCUGCAUGAUGUUGAGGGCGCCCGCCCCGCAGAUAAGAUCCCGUGGGAUGGCAGCAAGCCCUUAGAGAGGACUAUCACCACUUCCGGCGGCCAGUGCUACUUUUGGUCUGGCGAGCGGGAGCUCACACUGGCGGAAUUUGCUGCUCUUCAGGGGUUUCCUCCAUUCUUCCGGUUCGUUGGGAAGUGCAUCAAGAAGCAGAUCGGAAAUGCCUUUCCUCCAGUGGUCGUCAAGACUCUUUUGAAGUCUAUUCGCGUCCACCUGGAGAAGUUUGAUGGAGUCUCGCGUCAACCAGCACCAGGUCAGAUCAUUAUAGUCAGCGAUGAUGAUGACAAUCACGACAAGGGCAAUAAGUCACAGCCGCAGAUCAAGAACCAGAGCCAGCUCACAACUCAGGACUUAGCAGGCUUCUACAAGAAGCCAUCUGGCAUGAGCCAAGAGCUUCUUCAGGGCAUUAUUGAAGAUGUUCGCGAGACCCCUGUACAAUGCUUCCUUGCAAAAGCGAAUCGAACUUCCUCAAAGGGUAAUGGCAGCGCUGGGCCCAGUCUCCGGAGAUCAAGCCGAAGAAGGACCAACCAGGCCCAAGAUACUCAGAGGAACGCCUUAGAUUCCUACUUUUCCCCGGCGAAUCAAGAUCCUCCAGCCACCGAGGGCAACGUUGUUGGAAGCGGCCCCAACGAGCCCGUUCUGAAUAAUCCAGACUCGGCUUUGGUCGCGGCGGAUGACGAUAAUCCAACCGCUCAGGAUAUAGUUGAUCGCGUCUCUAACGCGCCUGUUCAGAGCACCGCGAAUUCGGACGAAACCACAGCAGGUCAACCUAUUGUUGCCGGCCGCAAUAUCGGUAUCGGACAAACUAUCACCGCCGGAGUCAUCAGCGCGCGAUCGCGUCAAGACUCCAACGCGGAUGAAUCCACGGCACAUCGAAGCGCGAGAACAGCCCAGACUAUUGCCAACAUCGACGCUCCGACUUGCAAGAAAUUCUCCCACUCUGAAGCAACCAUGUCACCUCCUCAAACCCGCUUCGCCUCUCUUCGCUCCGCAUCACACCGGAGCGCCCGUACGGCUCAGACCAUCGCUGGCAUGAACUCGCCGUCUGCUCAGGGCCGCUCAAGCCCCGGUGAUGCCACGGCAUCUCAGCCCCGGCGGACCGGCCGGAUCAUCGACGGCGUCCUCACCGCGCCGCGCCGCCAGAGUCCCCCUGGCUUCAAUGAUGUUGUGCAGCCCCAAGUCCCACUAGCUGUCCAGAGCCGCCCGGCAUCCAAUGCUGCCAUGCCAUCUCAGCCCCAUAAUGUCGCACAAGCUAUCGAGGGUAUCAUUGAGGCAGCCAGCCGCAGCACCAUAUUCCCCGGGCUUGCUGAGGAAUUGCGCUCCAUACAGAUAGGCGAGGACGCCACUAUUCCCAGCGUCCCGGAUCUUCAGAAUUCGCCUGGCUCCAGUCGUGCUUCGCCAGGCCAGACGACUUCUCCCGGCCGGAUCGUCGCCGGCGUCCUCACCGCGCCCCGUCGCCGGAGCCCGCCGGGCUUCAAUAAUGCCCCGCCACGCCGGGAUCUCACCGAAGAACAAGCGAUCGCAGGCGUGAUCGAGGCGGCCCGCCGGAGCACCAUAUUCCCCGGGCUCGCUGAGCAACUGCAGGCUGGGCAGGGCCGUCAAAGGUCCAGCGGGGACAGCGUCGCGUACGCGGGAGAGUCACCCCGCCCGGGCGCCAGCCGGUCCUUGCCCAUCGUCGUGGAAGACGACGAGGAAGAGCAAGAGGACAAAGACGAGGGUGGGGAUGACGAGGAGGUAGAGGACCACGACGAGGAGGACCAGGACCAGCUCCAGUGGGUGACGAGGAUAAGCAUGGUGGGUGCGCCUUCCCGCCAGGACUACCAGAUGGAAGUCGACGAGGGCUUCGACCCCACAGAGACUGCCCUCGCUCUCGAGAGGAGCAUUCAGGACGCACGCCGCGUCGACGAGGAUUACGAGGCGGAGGACCUGUACGGCGCCACUCCCGAGCGUGAGAUGCGCGGCCUAGACGACGACAGGGGCAAAGGCAAGGAGGCCGCGCGGCGGUCUUUUGACGAAUUUGACGAGGACGGGGAGGCGCAGAGAGAGGGCGGCACAAGUAAGCGCCGCCGUAGCCGGAAGUAG